AUGUCAGCCAUUAGCAGCAGUCCCUUCUCACAGGAGAGCAGUGAAAUCUCAGAUGAAAUAUCAUUGCACCGCGAAAGUUUGAAUGAGAUGCUCAACUGGCAGGUCAUCACACCACUUAGUUCACCCAGUGGUCUGCUCACCCCCAACACACUGAGCGGCUUAGGAGCUCUGAGCAACCAGAGCGACCCGUCCUCAUUCGUCACACCUACCCCACUGCCAGGAGCAGGGAAGAGGAGCAGAGUGACAAAUGAGGAGGUUCUGAAGUUGCCUCUUGAGUUAGGGUGGCGGAGAGAGACCCGGAUCAGGAGUGUGGCAGGUCGACUUCAAGGGGAGGUCGCUUACUUUGCACCAUGCGGGAAGAUACUGCGUCGCUAUCAUUAUGUGACGAAGUACUUACUUCAGAAUGGAAUAACUGAAAUCUCAAGGGAUAACUUCAGCUUUAUUCCAAAAAUGAAAAUUGGUGCCUUCUAUGAAGCCAGAGAAGGACCAGAGGGUCCUGAGUGGAUUUUACUGGCUGAGGAGGAGAUCACUGCCUUUAUCAUAGCCAUGAAUGCCCGCCCCAGCCGCCGCUUGGAGGCUGAGCACCAGCCAUCAGGUGAUGGUGCUGGGGGCCAACGAUUGAAUAAUCAUUCUCUAAACGUUGGAGAAAAUAACUUUCAAGACCUCAGCGAUGCCAGGGUGCGCCGAAAGCUGAAGGCUCAAGAAAUGGCUCGACUGUUGGCUCAGAGCAAAUUGAUCAGAAAACAGGAGGCGCAGGCCAUGGCACAAGCAGCCAAGGAGGCAAGGCAACAAGAAGCCAUACGGUUGGCUGAAGAAACCCGGAUAAAGAAAGAGCUGAACAAGCUUCUCGACCAACAGAGGAGAAUCGAGCGCAUUCAGCAAAUGCAAAUGGAAAAGGAACACCGUUCAAAGAAAACUCUAGAGGCUAAACGACAGAAGCAACAAGAAGCAGCCAAUGCCAGACAACUGGAGGCUGAAAAACGAAAAAAGGAAAAGGAGAUGGAAAGAAUGCGAGCUGUUAUGCUAAAGCAACAGGAGUUGGAGAGGCAUAGAAUAGAUAUGGUGUGGGGUAUGUUAGAGACGGAAAGGCGCAAGCAGCAGAUGAUCCUAAUGAAGGCUGAGGAGUUGCGUAAGAAGGCAGAGGAGAAAGAGCGUCUGAAGCAACAGCAGAUGGAGGAGAAACGGAUAAACAAAGAGAGGAAACUCCAGCUCAGGAGAUUGGAGAUGGAAAAAGCAAAGGCUCUAAAGAAGCCAAACGAGGACAUGUGUUUGGCCGAUCUUAAGAGUCUUCCAGUGCUCUCACAAAUCCCUGGUCUGGUCUUGCAGGGAAGCACCUUAUCAGACUGCCUGAAGGUGCUGAAGUUUUUGCACAGCUUUGGAAAGGUCCUCGGAUUACACAAUUUAAACAACCUCGACUUAAGCGUCCUUCAGAACGGUUUACUUUACACUGGGGGCAGUAUGGGCAAAGUACAAGACCUGCUGGUCAGAUUGAUUUCCUCAGCCAUACAGGAUCCAGGUUUACCUGCAGGUCACAUGAGCAAAACCUGUCUAGGGCAAAACUUGACUGAUGUGGAGAUCAACAGAGACAAUGUGUCUGAGAUCCUGCAGAUCUACAUGGAGGCUCACUAUGAUCAGACAAAGUCAGCUGCUCUGGCCCUCAGUCUACGAACUAAAGCUUUUCAGGCCCACAGUCCGUCUCAGAAGGCAUCCAUGUUGUUGUUCCUUUGUGAUGAUCUCUGCUGCAGUGAAGCUGUGAUCAGUGAGAACAUGGAUCACAUGACCAACCUGUGGAAGAAGAAGAAGGCUGUAGAGGGAAAGCUCCACAAACUGAAAGUAGCAGACAGCAGUGUGGGCGGAAAUGACAGCCUCCCCUUUGAUGACGACGGCGAGGAGUAUGAAGGAAAGACAGGGGCGAAAGCAGAGAUUUGUGAGGAGGAGGACGACUGUGUGAACUCCGCCAGUGUGGAGGAGCUCGAGAAGCAGAUCGAGAAAUUAUGCAUGCAACAGAGUCAGAUCACACAGGAGCUGCUACACUCCUCUCACUCACAGCGCUCCAUGAUGAUUGGACAGGACCGCUACAAGAGGCGUUACUGGCUUCUCCGAGACUGUGGUGGCAUCUUUGUUGAGGGCAUGGAGAGCAGCGAAGGCUAUGAAGAGUUGAAGGAGAAACAGGAAACGGCUCAGGUGAUCCGAAUAAAGAAGAAGCAGCUGAAAGAGAUGGAGUGGGUGCUCUGCCCGACACCAGAGAGCCAGAAGGGCAAAGACGAUCUCAAAAUCUUCCUCAAGGGAGUGGUCAAAAAGGAUCGAUCUUUUAACACACAUUCUGACAAACACCAGAACAGUAGCUCUGCUAAAAUUCUUUCCACUGCAUCUAAUCCUUCACAUCCCUCCUCUCAGACGGGGAUAUCCCACAGCCCCCCGCCUGCAACCACUCUGCAGGGACCUGCAGGUGAAACAGAUACUUCAGGGCCAUAUACGCUGUGUUCCCCCCAGCUCAAAGGCAGCCCCUGGAUAACCUCCAGCCCCAAGCCUGACCUUCAGCUGACUAACAACACUGUCAACAAGCUUGAGAACCCAGAGGCCCUGUGUGACAGGCCACCUUGUGCCUUGUUUCCUGCUGUGGAGGCAGCUAAGGACUACCUCACACCUCAGCCCAUCCCUAAGGAGAUGCUGCACGGUUGGUGGCGAGUGUCAGACGUGCAGGAGCUACACAGUCUGGUGGAGGCGCUCCACAGUCGAGGCAUCAGAGAGAAGGUCCUAAAGAAACAGCUCCAAGAACAUAUGGAGUAUUUGACCCAGCUCUAUGCCAACAGCGAAUAUGCGUUUGAUGUGGCGAAGCUGGAGAAACAGGAAGUGAGGGAGAAAUCCGUGGCGAGUUGGUGUGUGGAGGAGCAGGCGAUGGAGGUGGACAUCCGCCUACUGCAGCAGGUGGAGGCUCUGGAGAGGAGAGUCGUCUUCGCCGGUCUGCAGAUCAAGGGCUGGAUGCACCCUAAGCCCCAGUCAAAGAGGGAGGAUCUGGUCUAUCGAGAGGACAAGCUCCUCUCUUCUCCAGCUCCCGAGAACACGUGGCAAAGAGGAACCAGGCGGCCUAACAAUCCUCUUGAUAUAGCUGUCAUGAGGCUGUCAGAGCUGGAGGAGAACAUCGAUCGAAGCAGGGAGGAGGAGGUGACUCCUGGGAUGAGCCUGUGGCACGAAGCCCUCGAAGAAGUCCGCAGCUCGGCUCAGCUGUCACUCUGUAUUCAGCAGCUGAAGAAAUCCAUCGACUGGGACCGCCCCGUCAAGAAAGUGCACUGCCACCGUUGUCGAAAGGGGGAUAAUGAUGAACUCCUCUUGCUUUGUCACGGCUGUGAUAAAGGGUGCCACACAUACUGCAACCGGCCUAAGAUCCCCACAGUUUCUGACGGCAAAUGGUUCUGUCACAUUUGCGUCGCAAAAAAGAACGCUCAAUUACUCCGGAGUCAGAAGCAUCAAAACCGACCUUUGGGGGGAGGAAAGCGAGGCAGGGAAGAGCAUGACAGCCCUGGGCCCUGUGCCAAAAGAGCCAAACUGGCCUAAUACGACAGAGAUUGGCUGGAAAUGUGCCGAGUUCUGCAGGCUGAGCUGGAGGAUCAUCAAGACGCGGGGGCCUUUCUCCCAUUCAUGAGGACGAUUCAACAAUCGGACAAGCAGGAAUCAGGAUGAAAGAGUUCUUUGCCAAACGAGUGGCUGAGCUCCUGAGGGAAAACUAAAACUCACAUAUAGUAGAAAGUAUCACAAGUGAUUUUCUCUACUUUUCAAACGCUUGUCCUCUUUGGUGUCGGAGGCCUUCUCUUCACCUGUGACACAAUUGAUACGUAUGAGCUUCAAUAAAGCCGAUUGUGCAAUGUGAAAGGACAAACACUCCAUGGAUCAGUAUCUUCAAGUGCAACACUGUUUAGUUCAUGAAAAUAACUCAACACCUGCAGCUCCUGCCCAGAAAAGGACUGUGCACUUCAUGCACAGAGGUGG
This is a messenger RNA of Pleuronectes platessa (European plaice), 3987 nucleotides long. Its product is annotated as bromodomain adjacent to zinc finger domain protein 2B. NCBI's taxonomy places the organism in Eukaryota, Metazoa, Chordata, Actinopteri, Pleuronectiformes, Pleuronectidae. The coding region runs from base 1 to 3555 and encodes 1184 amino acids. Gene Ontology annotation, molecular function: DNA binding. The record is from RefSeq and is a predicted model, not a curated record. The transcript is spliced from 28 exons.